GUUGGUUCGAAACUGGAUCGCCGAACCCUGCAGCAAUGGCAUGCCUCGCAUGCUGUAGCUGCAGCCGAUCGAUGGAUGGUACAGUACAUAACCAUCGACGUGGCGUGGAAUUGGGGGUGCCAUGGCCACAGAUUUUGUGGUGCUCCCGUGCUGGGACCUGGAACUGCAGCUGAUGAUGCCGCGUAAGGUUCUAGGGCAGCCGAGAGGCUCAGUCAGGAGUCAGUGGCACUUCAUCAUCAGCAUGCAGUAUGCAGCAUGCAGGACUCACACUACCCUCCUCCAGGGGCUCCGGGGGCUUCGUUGCCCUCGCAUUGGACCACCGAUGUGGAGAUCCGACCUGCACAAGUGCGGAUAGCGGAGUUAUAGUUGCAACACCUUGCCUAAAGGCUCUAGGCCGCGGGUCUUGUUGUUGUUGGGUGGUCCAUCAUGUGUCGUCACAGAGGGGCAGGAACACCUCGUGUCGGAGCUGGACUGUGUGGCCGAGACUCAGCCUGUACCGCCCUUUCUCCCUUUCUCUCCUGGUACUAAUUAGAGGAGUUCUGGCCGGCUGCUUGAGGAAAGAGUCUCCUGCUCAACCUCUUCCCCCCCCCCCCUUUUUCUUUUUUCUCCUUCCUGUCUCGCACUGUCCUCCUCAAGCCUCAAGCACAAUCGUUCGUUAUGCCUCGGCCAUUCCUACCACUCCUUUCCAAGACCGAACUCGCUUCGACCUCUACAUACCCACAAAGCUCCUCCUCCGAAGAACCCAAGCCGGAGAGCACGAAGCGCAAAUGGGAUGCUUCCUCAGAAUGCUGUCCAUGCUCAUCUUCUUCGCCGCUGCCACCGCCCUCGCGGCACCGGCGAUGGACUCCCAUCAACCCGCCAACAGACACGCAAUCCGUUCCCUCUCGGGAGCCGAAGCGGCAAGGACCGCUGAUAACAAAACCCGCGCCGCCGGAGAGUCCGGCAAGAUGGCAGACCGAGACAUCAUCCCGGGGGUCCUCACGGCCCUCGACGACACCGCCCACAGGGCCAGCAUCGCCAGACGGCCCAGCCCUCCCGGAGACGCCGCCGACAACGACGUCGUCGACGAUUUCGAACGCCUCCUCCAAGUCAUUGCCGGACACGUCGACCGCAUGCGCCAGCAAUCCUCGCGGGCCGACGACGACAACAACGACACCGACGACACGACCGCCAAUGGCGGCGGCGGCGGCGGCCCCGGACGAGUGGAAGCUGCCCCGUCUCCGGCCCUCGCCCCCGCUCCCGUCGUCAUAAACUACGACGCCAUGUUUCCCGACCGCGCGCCGCCGGCCCAGGGAUGGUCAUCACAACACAAGGGCGACAACGCUGACGACGGCGGCGGUGGCGACGGCAGCGGAAACACCAACUUCAACAUCACGUGCAAGGGCAUCAGCGUGUGCAACCCCGUGACGGUCGUCAACGGGGGGGUUAGGGGAGGAGGAAGCAGGAGGAUCCGGCUGGACAGGUUCGGCAGCAGGGCGAGGGCGGCCUGGCGGCGCAAGAAGGCGGAGAAGCAGCAGCGGCUGAAGACGCAGCGGAAGCAGGAGGGCGCGACUUAGGAGGACGAGGAGGGCUGUCCCCUGUGUCGGUGCUGCUGUCGUCGUUGUUGCUCAUUAUGAUGAUGAUAGAUGUGUGUGGUUGGGGUCUGUUCUGCGGCAAAAAGAAGAAGAAAAAAUUACCAGGACGGAGAGUUUGCAACUCCUGUGCCAUGGGCGUUUUUUUUUUUUCCCCUUCGUUUUCUCUCCCUUUUCGUGGGGAUGCAAGAUUAGUGAGAGUAGGGGGUAGAUAUUAGUCCAAUAUCUCUUGUUGCUCCGCCCUGGGACUCCUCAAAUGCCUCGAGUGGGAGACGAGGCCUCACCCUC
This is a messenger RNA of Thermothelomyces thermophilus ATCC 42464, 1859 nucleotides long. RefSeq lists its product as uncharacterized. The record is from RefSeq and is a predicted model, not a curated record. Bases 768 to 1556 code for a protein of 262 amino acids. NCBI's taxonomy places the organism in Eukaryota, Fungi, Ascomycota, Sordariomycetes, Sordariales, Chaetomiaceae. The transcript has a single exon.